Messenger RNA from Belonocnema kinseyi, 3023 nucleotides. RefSeq names its product RNA cytidine acetyltransferase-like. The transcript is spliced from 2 exons. Gene Ontology annotation, biological process: rRNA acetylation involved in maturation of SSU-rRNA. Gene Ontology annotation, cellular component: 90S preribosome; nucleolus. The record is from RefSeq and is a predicted model, not a curated record. Gene Ontology annotation, molecular function: tRNA binding; 18S rRNA cytidine N-acetyltransferase activity; ATP binding. NCBI's taxonomy places the organism in Eukaryota, Metazoa, Arthropoda, Insecta, Hymenoptera, Cynipidae. Bases 113 to 2899 code for a protein of 928 amino acids.
GGAAAACAUCGCCCGUUCACCACGUGGUCUCCCUCCCGGGUCGUUUUGCAAUAAAUAAACCUUGAAAAAGUAAAAACUAAAAAAACCAGUCUAAAUAAAUAAAAUUCCGAAAAUGCCUCGUCGAAAAAUAGAUAACCGAAUCCGGACUCUAAUAGAAAAUGGAGUGGAAACCGGUCACCGGACCUUUUUCGUUAUCGUCGGGGAGAAGGCCAGGGACCAGGUAAUCUAUAUUCACCACAUGUUAUCCAAAACAGUCGUAAGAUCCCGUCCAUCAGUGUUAUGGUGUUACAAAAAAGAACUCGGAUUUUCUUCCCACCGGAAGAAAAAAAUGAAAUCGCUCCAGAAGAAGAUCAAGUUCGGCAAAGCAGAGGUCAACGAUGAGGAUCCCUUCGAACUCUUCAUCUCCUCGACAAAAAUCCGCUACUGCUACUACAAAGAAACCCACAAAAUUCUCGGAAACACAUUCGGAAUGUGCGUCCUCCAGGACUUUGAGGCCCUAACCCCAAAUUUACUCGCCCGGACGAUGGAAACCGUCGAGGGUGGGGGCAUCAUCGCGAUCCUCCUUCAGAGUGUCAAUUCCCUAAAACAAUUAUACACAAUGAACAUGGACGUCCACCAGCGAUUCCGGACCGAGGCUCACCAGGAAGUCGCCUGCAGAUUCAACGAAAGAUUCCUCCUCUCCCUCGCUUCCUGUGCCCGGUGUUUGGUCAUCGACGAUCAGUUCCACGUGCUCCCGAUAUCGAUACAUAACCUCAAAAUCAAACCCGCGAUAAAAGCAGCCUCGGGAGAGAAUUGUUCGGAAUUAAAUGCUCUGAAGGAGACCCUUCGAGACACGCAGCUAGUUUCGAAUUUGUUGGAAUGCUGCAAAACCCUGGACCAGGCGAAGGCCUUAUUGAAGUUCAUCGAAGCGAUUUCGGAAAAAACGUUACGUUCGACAGUUUCUCUGACAGCGGCGAGAGGUCGGGGAAAAUCGGCGACAAUGGGACUCGCGAUAGCUGGUGCGAUUGCUUUCGGAUAUUCCAAUAUUUAUGUUACGAGUCCGAGCCCUGAAAAUUUGAACACGCUUUUUGAGUUCGUUUUCAAGGGUCUGGACUCCCUGGAGUACAAGGAACACAUCGAUUACAGUCUCAUGCAGUCCACGAAUCCGGAAUUUAAUAAAUCUACGAUCCGGGUAAAUGUUUUUAGAGAUCACAGACAAACAAUUCAGUUUAUUCACCCCUCGGAUUCACAGAAGUUGCAGCAGGCGGAAUUGUUAGUUAUUGAUGAAGCUGCAGCGAUUCCUUUGCCUCUCGUCAAGAAGAUGUUUGGACCCUAUUUAAUUUUCCUCGCUUCGACGAUAAAUGGAUAUGAAGGCACUGGAAGAUCCUUAUCCUUCAAACUUCUGCAGCAGUUGAGAAUGCAGUCGAAGAGUUUAAAUUCCCAGGAGAAGAGCAGAGAAGAUAUGGCAAUUGUGAAUCGAUCUUUGGAGGAAUUGACCUUGAAAGAAUCGAUUCGGUACAAAGCUGGGGAUGCUGUCGAGAGCUGGCUUUCGACAGUGCUUUGUUUGGACGAUGAGAACGUGAAAGCUUCGGUGCCGAAGCAACUGGGCUUGGAUUCCUGUCAGUUGCUUUACAUCAACAGAGAUACGUUGUUUUCAUUCCAUAAAGCUUCGGAGAGGGUUCUCCAGGAAUUGGUGGCUUUGUACACUUCCUCGCAUUAUAAGAACAGUCCAAAUGAUUUGCAGAUGAUGUCUGAUGCACCUGCACACCACCUAUUUUGUUUGGUUUUGCCUACUAAUUCGGACUUUCCGAAAGUCGUGGUUUUUGUCCAGGUCUGCUUGGAAGGUCAGAUCAGCAAGAAUUCAGUUGAGCAGAAGGCUGUGAGAGGAAAAAGGACUUCUGGGGAUCUUAUACCCUGGACGAUUUCCCAUGAGUAUAAGGAUAAAAAUUUCCCGUCGUUGAAAGGAGCGAGGAUUGUGAGGAUAGCUACACAUCCUGAGUAUCAGGGACAAGGAUAUGCAACGAAGGCGUUGGAACUUCUCAAGGAGUAUUUUGCGAUGCGGAAUUCUGAUGAAAUGAGCGAUUCCGAGGACGAAAAGAAAGUAUCAAAGAGUAAAAUGAAUGGAUCGAAAAAAAGAAAACUAGAAGACGAAGAAGCAGAUCUCCACACUGAAGUUAUCGAACCUAGAUCAUCACUUCCGCCUCUUUUCAUGAAACUUUCAGAACGACCAGCAGAAGCUCUCGACUACAUCGGCGUUUCCUUCGGCGUGACACCACAACUUAUUAAAUUUUGGAAAAGGGCAAAAUUUAUCCCUGUCUACAUGAGUCAGACAACAAAUGACAUAACAGAGGAACACUCUUGCAUCAUGAUUCACAAAAUAAACCCAGAAGGACAGCAAAUCGAAGAAGCCAGCUGGCUACAAGAUUAUUGGAUCAAUUUUAGAAUGCGGUUCAUAGGAUUUCUUUCAUAUUGUUUCAGGGAUUACUCUUCCUCGCUGGCGCUUAAUAUUUUAGAAAACAGUACAAUCAGCGUACCAGCUAAAACUUUGACGAGAGAUAAACUGGAAGAGUACAUAACUUCGCAGAGUUUACUUCGACUAGAAGAUUAUAGUAAGAAUCUGGAUGAUUUUUGUACAAUUAGGGAUUUGACGAACCCCCUGGCAAAGCUUUACUUUUUGAGGAAACUAGGUAGCAUUAAUCUUCAAUCAGGACAAGAAAACAGCAGUUUAGAGAUCUCGCCUGUUCAAGCUGUUAUUCUCUUGGGAAUAGGACUUCAACACAAAAGCAUUAAAGACUUGACAAGUGAAUUAAAUCUACAAAAUUCACAAGUUCUUGGCUUGUUGCAAAGAACUGUUAAGAAAUUUACUACUUAUUUAACUGCUCUCACGGAAGAGUCUCUGAAAAGUACGUUGAAGGGUUAAAGAGUGUAUAAAUAUUUUUUUUACACGAACAUUUUUCAUGAGGAAAGUAUUUUUUUAUAGCAAGAUGUAAGAGAAAGUGUAAAUAUUAUGUGUAGAGAAUUACAAUAAAGUUCAUUUAAAUUUU